AUGGUGUCUCUCGGCGGGGAGGGCGCGUUUCCUCCUGGCUCAACCGUGCACUUCAAGACCGCUCUCGGUGCAUCACUUCAGGCUCAGGUGGUCUGCUUCGAUCCGGCACUCAAGGUAAUCUUUAAUAUCGUUUUUACUUGUCUCUUUCAGUCAUCUAUGGCAGAUUCCGAUGAUGAUGUUCCCGCGCUUCCACCUGAUACACUUGAAAUAUUACGGCAGUUUCAAGAUGAACAACAGAAAAUCGCUGAUGGUGUGGAAGUUGUGACAGAAGAUUGGCAGGCAUAUGUUCAAGCCAGUAUGAAUCCAGAUACGUACAGCGUCCACUUAUUCGAGUAUGAGAUGCACUUUCCGAAAGAAAUUCCUUCGAUAAUACCCUAUGACUAUCGACAUCCACUUGCUAUUCCUGAGGAGCUCAAAGGAAUAUACGAUGUUGUGAUUGCCGAUCCCCCAUUUCUUGCUGAUGAAUGCUUGUUGAAAACUGCGCAGACCGUCCGACUUCUCGCAAAACCAAGUGCAAGGAUUCUCCUCUGCACGGGAACAAUCAUGGAAGACAGGUGUGAGGGUAAGUAUCCUGUUGCGAGCUAUCCCGUUAAUGCUGCGCUUUUAUCAAUCGUAACAGAUGACGUUGAAGAAUACUUGCCACUCUGGGAUAUAGAAAAGUUCCUAAGAUUCUAUCACGAACUAUGCAACGCAAAGCUAGUAUUCGCUUCCUCUGUAUCAGCUGGUGGAAGAGGAAGGCCGUUUGCGAGCGUUGAAAACCUCAAGCUUCUGCUGAUUCAACAGAACUCAGGUAGCCUUAGUACACACUUAUGGACUGCUGUUCGAGCGCGCGGCUGUCAGUUCCUUGGACCUGGUACGUUUUCUGCUCACACUAAUAUCCAGCUCGAUGAGCAAUCAACAGAGCAUAAAUUUGAUGCUUUCAAUGUAGCUGACCGGAGUGCCGUAGCAGAAAACCGACGAUGUGUGGAAGCGAUGGAGACGGACGUCACGUUGGAUGGACAGAGAGCAUUCAUUCAACUCCGACGAACUCUCGACGAUGUUCGUUGGCGAGGUGAAGAUAUCUCGGUCCUCGAACGUGUAGUUGUGAGACCACCAUACACACCAGAAAGUGCAGUAGCAGUGCAGACGAAGGAGCAGAUUUCAUCCACCAGCAUGUCAAAAUUUGAAUCAUCUAUGACAGAUUCCGAUGAUGAUGUUCCCACGCUUCCACCUGAUACACUUGAAAUAUUACGGCAGUUUCAAGAUGAACAACAGAAAAUCGCUGAUGGUGUGGAAGUUCUCAGUCAGUUCUGGUACUCUCCUGAAACUGCGCGACAACUGUGUCGUGAGGUAGUUCAUGCAGUUGGAGGAAAAGGACGUAUUGCGUGUAUAUCAUGUCCUACACUAAUCCAGUACUUCUCGGAAAUCGAGCAAUAUGAUCCAGAUAGUAUCAGCGUCUCCUUAUUUGAGUAUGAUGCACGUUUCGGAAAGAAGUUUCCUUCGGAAUAUAUACCCUAUGACUAUCGACAUCCACUUGCUAUUCCUGAGGAGCUCAAAGGAAUAUACGAUGUUGUGAUUGCCGAUCCCCCAUUUCUUGCUGAUGAAUGCUUGUUGAAAACUGCGCAGACCGUCCGACUUCUCGCAAAACCAAGUGCAAGGAUUCUCCUCUGCACGGGAACAAUCAUGGAAGACAGGGCGAAACGAUUACUCGGCCUUCAUCGCUUGGAAUACGAGCCGUGCCAUGCAAAUAAUCUGUCGAAUGAGUUUUCGUGCUUUGCUAAUUACGAAACAAAGUAUUUAUGA
Messenger RNA from Ostertagia ostertagi, 1782 nucleotides. Lineage: Eukaryota; Metazoa; Nematoda; Chromadorea; Rhabditida; Trichostrongylidae. The record is from the annotation of a GenBank genome assembly.